Entelurus aequoreus (snake pipefish) is the source of this 3534-nucleotide messenger RNA. RefSeq names its product centrosomal protein of 135 kDa-like. Bases 188 to 2038 code for a protein of 616 amino acids. The record is from RefSeq and is a predicted model, not a curated record. The transcript is spliced from 14 exons. NCBI's taxonomy places the organism in Eukaryota, Metazoa, Chordata, Actinopteri, Syngnathiformes, Syngnathidae.
GGCGACGCUGGUGUGCACAACAAACAUCUCUUUCAAACUUAAAACGUCACCAAACUUCAAAAAAAAAUACGCAAAAUGUAAUUAAAAUGGUUCUGUUAUGAAUGCACCCAAAGCAGGCACUUCGCGGGUCCAAAUGGUCGUUUGGGACGUGAGCUAUCAGACAAAACUAGUUCCAUCCGUCUGAGUCAUGGAAAGCAGCAUCGAGAAGUUUGUCAACUUGAGAAAGCGUCUUGGCCAGCUGGGUUACAAGCAUCCUCUUGGAAUAGAAUCACUGCCACUAGUUGAGAAACUAUUCAGCGAUCUAGUCCGUACUACUGAAAGCCUGCGCAAUGCAAGACUGUCACAAGGGAAGAACGAGAAAGAAUGCCUCAACUGUGAUGUUCUUCUGGAGCCAUACAGGGCAGAUAAUGCCCGACUGGUCAAGGAGAACAAUGAAGUCCACCAGGAGCUUCUGAAGGUGAAGGAGGAGAAGGACCAUGCCACCAAAGAGCUGAAAACCCGCAUCAGAAAACUGGAACACCAGACUUGUGACCUGACAUUCCUUAACAACCAAUACAUGCACAACCUGCGCUGCCUGGAGAAAGACGGCAAAACCAAAACCGAGCGCAUCCUGGAGCUCCAGGAAAAGAACUUGCAAGCAGUGGUGCAGACGCCAGUCGGCCGUGUCCUAGGUGGAAAAAAGCGCAGCAUCCCUUUCAGGCGUCCGAGGAUGCAAACAGAUGAGCUCAUCCCUCCACCCGCGACAUCAGCUUACCCCGUACCCCAGCCAGGCGACCCGUACACAGCAGAUCUCCUGCAGUUGGCUGAUAAAAGAAUUCUUGAGCUGGAGGAAGAAGUCACAAAAAUCCACUAUGCGCUGGAAGAUUCCCAUGAAUGUAUACAACUGUUAAAUACUCAAGUGUCCGAGAGGGACAGAGAGAUCGAGCGUUUGAAUCGUUCACUUCACGGAGGGCGACCCCGUGAUGUCAUCUCUUUGGAGGCUCAGAACAUCAGCAAUGAAAAACGGAUUGCCCAACUUAACCUUCAAAUCGAUUUCUUGCAAGACAACAAUAGGACGCAACAGCAGAUGUUGGAGAGACUGCAGCCGAAUGGGAUGGAGAUGGAUAAGGAGCGGGCCUUGGAAAUGGCUGAUCAGGAGUUGCUAGAUACUAAAGAAACAAAUAGUCGUCAAAGGGAGGUCAUUGAAAAUUUUAAGGACAACUUUAAAAAGAUAAGAGCGGAACAUUCCGAGAGAGUGUUUGAGACAAGUUCACUUGCUGACCAGCUGGUGGAGCUCAGAGGGCAGAAUGAGAAACUGGAGGCAAAGGUAGACUUCAUAGAGACAGAGAAAGUCAGGCUGCAAGACAAAGUGGAGAAGAUGAUGUCCGCUGAAAGAGACGUAGUGCUGGAAUUGGAGGCCAUGCGAGCAAAACACGGCGUUUGCGGAAGGGAUCGCUCCCCGUCGCGUUUAGACGCCUUCGUGAAGAGUCUAGAGGAGGAGAGGGAUCGCUACCGCCAGGAAGCCGAACACUGCAUGAGAUUCAGAGGAGCCAACCGCCCCAGUCGCGGCAGUCCAGACAGGAGCAGAAGUCCAGGGCGCAAGGGAGGCGUUGAGGAAUCUGAGUUUCUCGCUUUAUUGAAGGAAAGAGAUGAGAUGAAGGCGGCUCUGGUGGACGUGGAGAAGCACGCGGAAGACAUCCAGACGAAAGUGAAAGCUCUUAGCGCUGAAAGAGACCACUUCAAAAUUAUGUUUUACCAGACACAAGAGAAGCUGGAGGAUGCCCGUGUAAGCUCAAGCACAUCUGAUGACGUCUUGAACUUAAGAGAGGAGCUAAAGCUGGCAGAGAAUGAAAUCAUGCAGGUUAAUGCACAAAGAGAAUUACUGAUGGAGGAAUUUAAGGUGGAAGGAGAACUGGAAGAUGUGCGGUCGGAGGCAGAGCUGCCGAAGAAGCAGCUGGCAAGCAAAAGGCAGAUCGUCCGCACCCCGAAUACGCUGCUCUCCACCACUCCCCAAAGGGAGUUACAAACCAACCUGGCGGCCAGCGAGAAGGACUCUUAGUAGAAAGCGUGACCGGUUCACCCUGGCCCAAAGGUGAAUUCAAAGGUUGUAUUUUAAAGGUGAACAUUAAACCUUGAGACUUCAGUUCAAUGAGUGUCUUAAGGCAACAAACCUUUCAGUUUGGGCCACAUACAGAAUUAUUAAAGAAUGUGGAAGUGCACCUUUUUGUGCAUUUAUGAGAAUGUAUGAGCUUAUUUUGAACACAGACAACCAUCUACACAUUUGAAACAAUUAAGCAUCUCCAAUACAAUAUAUUCAUCUGCAAAAAAAAAACUUUAUAUCAAUUCGUUGCCGGCUGACUGAAGCAGCAACUCAGAAUCCUGUGCUAAAAUAGUGCAUCCUGUUUAGAGACUGUCGCAAAAAUCUGUAUUGAAUUGCACGUAGAGAACAUUUUCAAUCGUCAAUAGCUUUUUGGUCAUGUGAUCUAAAACCUAAAAAACACUUUAAUUUUGUUUGUUCAUCAUUACUUCACUUGGCUCACACAAUGUUUUUUCCUGUUCAUCAUCUAUUUGAUUUUUCUGAACAUAUUUAAAAAUGUUGUCUAUAGCUUUUUAGUCACGUGACAUAGAAACCCAAACCCACUUUCAUAUAGUAGUUCAUCAUUACUAUACUUGGCUCACACGUUGCGUUUUUUUAGUAUAUCGUUUUUAGGAUGUUUUUUUAAACAUUUUUGGAAAUUUUUAAAGACUUAUUAUAUUACUCUAGUUGUAUUCUAUUUACAUUUUUACCAUAGUUUAUUUUGCUAGUGCUUGUUUAAUGUAGAACCAUUGCACAUUAAAACAAUUCCUAGUCUUUGAACCCAUUCACUGACAAUGGCAAUAAAAAGCUUUUGAUUCUGAAAAUGUUAUGAUCUAUGGAGAAAACAUGUGAGCCUUAGAUAUGACUCAAUAAGUAAGUAAAGUCUCUGUGCAUUCUGUAGUUUACCUUACAAACGUAUUUCUAAUUAAAUAUAAUGAUAUAUGUAUAAUAGAUAUUGGUUCAGAGCAGCACGGUGGAACAGGGACUGGUGCAUGUGCCUCACAAUACGAAGGUCCUGGUUUCGAUCCCCAGGAUCGGGGUCUUUCUGUGUGGAGUUUGCAUGUUCUCCCUGUGACCGCGUGGGUUCCCUCCGUCUACUCCGGCUUCCUCCCACCUCCAAAGACAUGCACCUGGGAAUAGGUUAAUUGGCAACACUAAAUUGGCCCCAGUGUGUAAAUGUGAGUGUGAAUGUUGUCUGUCUAUGCGAUGAGGUGGCGACUCGUCCAGGGUGUACCCCACCUUCCGGGCCGAAUGCAGCUGAGAUAGGCUCCAGCACCCCCCACGACCCGAAAGGGAUAAGCGGUAGAAAAUAGAUGGAUGAAUGGAUAUUGGUUUACGAUAUAAAAAAUAAAUAUACAUAAAUAAUGGAUUUAGAAUCAAAUUAUAGCCCUUGAAUUGUAAUUGAAUCAUUAGGUGCUCAAAGAUUAUUUACUCACCAAUAACAAAGUACACUCAGUACAAAAGCUGCCCUCAAUUAA